AUGGCUGAGUCCGAGGAGAGGGAGACGAAAGACCCACAAAAUCCUAAUUCCCAAUCUUCUCUGUCUUUGUGCCUAACGGAGAACACAAGCCGCAAGAGACGUGCUGUGGAACAGAGGAAGCGUAGUGGUGGAGUCAAGAAAGCAAAGGUUGCUCCUUCUUCAGGGACAGCGAGAGAGACGCCUGAGUGGCUUGUCAAGGUGAUGAGAGACAUGAAAGAAGUUAAAGACGCUAAACUGAUAUUUGAGAAGACUCUGUUCGUGACUGAUGUAAACCCAACACAGAACCGUCUCUCAAUGCCUUUCAACAACUUAAUCCGAAACGAUUUCCUGACGUCUGUGGAGUCCAUAAUCAUAAACGAAGACAUCAACAACAAUAAGAAGAUUGGAGUGGGAGUGAUUCUCGUGGAUCAACGGUCUGAGAAGUGGGUUUCUGAGAAUCACAGAAACUUCUGA
Arabidopsis lyrata subsp. lyrata is the source of this 453-nucleotide messenger RNA. RefSeq names its product B3 domain-containing protein At5g24050-like. The record is from RefSeq and is a predicted model, not a curated record. The transcript is spliced from 2 exons. The coding region runs from base 1 to 453 and encodes 150 amino acids. Gene Ontology annotation, molecular function: DNA binding. Lineage: Eukaryota; Viridiplantae; Streptophyta; Magnoliopsida; Brassicales; Brassicaceae.